AAUAAUAGUUUAUCAGAAAUAUUUUCAAAUAAAGAUUUUAAUUCAAAAGAAUGGAUAAACAGUUUAUUAAAUCAAGUUAUUGAUAAUCAUAUUAAAACUGGUGUAUCAGCAACAGCAGCUUCAAAUGCAAACGCAUCAUCAAAACCAUCAACAUCAGUCUCAACACCAACAAAUAAUGUAUUUGAAAUUUUAACAGAUAAAAAUAAUAUUAAAAUUGAUACAGAUUUAGAGAAUUUUUGUUCCAAUUUGUUAUCAAAAAUUCAAAUAUUUCAAAUUGAACUAAAUAUGGAACUGGACGAUAAUAUUCAAGAAUCUUUAUUAGUUGUACCAAAGGCAAUUAGAGAAAUUGAUAGAAUUAGAAAAGAAAUCAUAAAUAUUAAAAAUAAAAUGAAGUUAAUCUCAUCGAAAAUUGAUGAAUUAAAUGCACAAUCACCGCAAUCAACUCAGGUGGUUUCAUUGAUACAGAAAUAUGACCAAAUUAAAUCAAGGAUGGAAAGCUCAAUGCGUUCGUUACAGGAAGCCGAAAAGCUCUUAUCAUUCUCGAGUCAAGUGGAUCAGUUGUUCUCUACAAAUGAUUUCUUGGUUAUUUCAAAUAAAUUAGAAGAGGCUAAACAAUCUUUAUCUGUUUUAAGUGACGUACCAGAGUUUAGAGAGCAAUCAAAGAAAUUUAAUGAAUAUCAAGACCGUUUAGAGUCACAGCUAAGACCGUUACUCCAAUCAUCAUUAAUAUCGCGUGAUCUAGAGGCUUGCAAAAAGUAUUUAACAGUAUUUACCAAAAUUCAACGUCAAGAUAAAUUUUUAAAUUGUUAUUUCUUGGUUAAAAAUGAUCCAUUAAAAAUAUUAUGGAAUAGUUAUUCAAAUGUCUCCACCAACAAUUCAUCUCUUCACGCAUGGUUAUCAAAAUUUUAUGAUGAAGUUUUAUUGAUGGUAAAUAAUGAAUUUAAAUGGUUACCCCAACUCUUUCCAACCAACUAUAUUGAAAUUUUAGAAAGCUUGGUAGUUAAUCUUUUUACAAUAAUUAAUCCAACAAUUCAAAGUAGAGUUGAUUCAGCAAUAACGAUACAGGCAGGUUUACCAGUUAAAGUUGAAGAUUUACUAUCGAUUUACAAAACAACUCUUUCAUUUAUUAAAUCAAUCUCAUCAAUUUUCCCAAAUUUAAAAAACAAUAAUAACAAUAACAUUAUCACCAAUAAAUUAUUAUCAAUAAUCAUAGAACCAUAUAAAUAUUUUCAAAAUAAAUUUUCAGAAUAUGAAAUUAAAUCGCUCAAGUACAAUCUAUCAAAUCUAUCAAUUAUAAAGAAAGGUGAUUUCCAAGCUACAGUCAAGAAUAUUGAGGCUCAGUUAAUACCUAAAUUCUUUCAAAUGGCAACACAAUCAAUUGAGAGAUUUCUCGAGUUUACCCACACCACCGAUAUUGAUAGUUAUGUAAAUUUAGUUCAAAAUCAAUUCUUUACCGAGUUAACUGGUAUUCUGAGAGACUCUAUCAACGAGUUAAAACAUAGUUCAAGUAUAAGUAGCUUUUAUGUUCAAGGUAGUAAUGGCAGCAUACCAAAUUACCAAAUAGCAACACCAACUUUAGAUGACAAAAAAUUGACCCCAACUCAUUCAAGAACCCAUUCUAGAUCAUCAAGCGGUGGAGGAAGUGGUGCUCAUGGUGUUGGGUCUUUAACAGGUAAUCAAAACUGGGAGUAUUUCCAAGGUUCCAUGAAUUUAUUACAAUCAAUUCACAAACUUUUAAUCAAGUUUAGUCAAUUCGAUAAUACUUUAAUAUUAAACAUUAUACAUUACCUUGGUAACGAUUCCGAUGUUAUAGUAUCAAACAUUAGAAAGCUAUUGUUACAAGAUUUAGGCAAAUUACACAAACUUCAACAAAGUAUAGCACAUUUAGAGCAAUUACAAACUAUAAAUCAAACAUCAAAUAAAAUAAAUUCAAAUCACAGUUCCACUGAAAAGAAAUUGCUGUUACAAGAAUCAUUAAACCAAAUAAAUAAGGUUUUAUCAAUCUCUCAGCACUUUGUUUAUGAAACUAUGAUUUAUUUUAUUAAAAAUAAAUUAAAAGAAUUACCCAAGAUUGUAUCAACAGAAUGGAACCAACAAAUGAAUAGUCAGCAACUAGCAAAUUCAAAUUUAACUUAUAUCACACAAAUUACAGAUCACCUUUUAACUAUACCACAACAACUUGACCCUUACUCGGAAGAAGAAUUAACGAGAUUUUCAUUGUCAGUAGCAUUACAGUUCCCAAUUAAAACAAGCUCGGUAAAAGAAGAUGACUUUUAUCAAAACUUAUUACAGCAAUAUCAAAAAGAAAAGCAAGAAGAAACUGAAUCAUUCUUAAAUGAAAAAUUAAAGGAAAGUGGUUUCAAUAGUGACACUGACGAGGAAGAGCAAGAUAUUAAACAACAGCAGCAACAGCAACAAUUGCUUGAUGAAGAAUUGGAAGAUGGCAUCGCUCAUCAAUGGAUUACAAUUGUUGCCAAGGCUACAGAAAAGCUUUAUCUCCAAACUAUUGUCGAAAUCAUUACCCUUAGUGAAUCAUCAUGUCAACAACUAUCAAACGAUAUUGGUUAUUUAUUUAAUGUUUUAUCUGCAUUAGGCGUUAGCCCAGAAUCAUUAUUAUUAAAAACCAAAUCAUUAUUAGAAAUGGAUCGUGAACAAUUUAUUAAAUUUUAUCACAGUAGUCAACAGCAAUCCUCUUCACAACUUUCCAAUGCCGAGAAAAAUAUUUGUAAUUUAAUUGCUAAAAUGAGAAAUAUAAAAUAA
Molecule: messenger RNA, 2760 nt
Organism: Dictyostelium purpureum
Lineage: Eukaryota; Evosea; Eumycetozoa; Dictyosteliales; Dictyosteliaceae
Exons: 2
Biological process (GO): retrograde vesicle-mediated transport, Golgi to endoplasmic reticulum; intracellular protein transport; Golgi organization
Cellular component (GO): COG complex
Source: RefSeq, a predicted model, not a curated record